This is a messenger RNA of Melampsora larici-populina 98AG31, 1449 nucleotides long. RefSeq lists its product as uncharacterized. Bases 1 to 1449 code for a protein of 482 amino acids. Lineage: Eukaryota; Fungi; Basidiomycota; Pucciniomycetes; Pucciniales; Melampsoraceae. The transcript has 4 exons. The record is from RefSeq and is a predicted model, not a curated record.
AUGCUGUUGCGCGACUUCGUCGACCUAAUGACCCGCGAUUCACCUCGACUCUCUGCAACCCUGAGUGUGGCAGACUUUGUUCGGUUUGUUUCCCUCGCCGGCGAAGUCCAACAUCGUGCGGGACAAAGCGUACGGUUGACACCCAAUCGAAACACUCUCCUACCUUUCCUCAAACUGGCGCUCUCACCUCAUUACCCACAUGACCUGUUGCCUGACUUAUGGCGGCUGUCCUUCCCCCUGUUGGACGCCUCCCGAAUCAACACCUCAGCUGCUAUCCGGGAUUUCGGUCUACACCCUGAGCUUUUGGGUACCAAAAUGCCCGAACGAUUUUUACGUGCACCAAUGUCUCACUGUACCCUAUGCUCGCGUGACCACUCUUUUGCGUUACACGUCCACUCGUGUCUUGACGGCUACCUUUACGAUAUUGAUGGCGUCCAUGCAAUUCAAACAGUGAUACUCUGUUGUUCAAACAAAGCAUGUGGAACCUUCUAUAGACCCAGUUAUUACACUCGAGACGACCUACGAAUCUACUACUCACAGGAAAUGGCUCGCAAUACGACUUUCCUCCACAUCCACUGUCAUUACUACAUGACAACCCGUAUGUCUUACAUGCUUCGGGUGCUUCAGAUGUUAGCCCAUGUAUCACACUUCAAUCUGGUGAAUUGGUAUGAUCAAAUCUUUGUAGAUGACACCCCCGUCCAUAAAUUUAUCCAAGACCAAAGCUUUACCCCGUCGAUGUCCGAGGAAGUUUGCCGCGAUGGCCUGAUCCUUCAUUCAUUAAUGAAUCAUGCUGACCGCAGAGGGGUACAGCUCGCAGUAAACUCGAGUGGAAACGACAACAUAAUCGACGCCGCCAUCAAAGAACAUCUUGAACUCUUGUCUGUUGAAGGAACAAAAUUCCGUGAUCAUUAUUGCUCCAGUUGUGUCCGACUGGCUUCCGUCGUGGAUCCCAAAACCGGAGAGGAGUACUGUAAAUCAAUACGGGCAGUAGUUACAGACGGCCUGACGAUUGGGCAUUGGCGAUGUAGCGCCUCAACCCAACAGUUGCAAGAGAUCGCCACUCAGUUAGGACUUCCGGCCCCAGAAGGGCCUUGCACAAACAAACUAGAUAACAUCAACGACAGAUUCUGCCCUUAUCAUUAUGGCUUACUCGGCGGUCGCUGCCGAGCCCAGCCCUGUUCCAAGGCCGCUGUAGGGGAUACCGAGACGUGUGGCGACGCUCAACACAUCAAGGUGUGGGCUGAUUUCAAUAAGAAAACCCAAGCGAAUUUUUCCCUCACAGCGCUGCUGAACCGUCCAGGAUCCAACUUGCCUCCCGACCCAACAGUCCAUCUUGACACCAAAACUGGUCAAUUUGCUGACCUGGAAAGUAUCCAGCAAGCCGACGAGUCCCAACGGGCACACGAAAGCGCACGCGAUGGAGGCCAGUCCCAGGCAGCUGGUAAAUAA